Sclerotinia trifoliorum is the source of this 733-nucleotide messenger RNA. Lineage: Eukaryota; Fungi; Ascomycota; Leotiomycetes; Helotiales; Sclerotiniaceae. The record is from the annotation of a GenBank genome assembly.
AAUCUUCUAAGUAUCCCGUCAAAACAUUUCUACUCAAUACCAAACUCUCGAGGAACACACCAUAGACACGUAUCAUCAUUGAAAAUUCGUAUUUAUGACGUCCUCGAGCCCUAUUGUGGAUUAUUCUGUUGCACGAUCCGUGCAGGCGGGCGAUAAGGUCCAGCAUCAUGUCGAACGCCUGAUGCAGUAUUUCGAUUUUGAGUCCAUUCCGACGAUAGUAACCAGCAAUUAGGCAAAUGUAAAAUUGGCAGAUGGCGGGCCGGAGAUAUUGGGUGAAGUCAAGGAAGCUUUCAAAAGAGAAUUCAAUGCGUCACUAAAGGUAGUUGUGAAAAGCAUCUCAUUCUCAACAAAGAUUAUGCACUGACUAGCUGAUGUAUUUUACAGAUUACCGAUAUCGUUGAUGCGUUAAUAAAUCCUCCCAUGAAGCCAUACUUUGUCUCGCGUGCCAUCCAAUUCGUGGUAUUUCAAAGCGGGUGGUCAGAAUUGGGAAGUAACUGUGUAGCCUUAAUACCGGUUGCUAUGACUGGCACUAUGGAUGCAGUUAUUGAUGAAAACAGGAGUCGACGCCGGACAACCCUUACUUUCAAGCUAAAUAUCGAGGUCUUGAUUAGCGGCGGAUGUUCAAUGUGCAUUCCGGAAAAAAGCAAGGUCGUGUGUGUCAUGCUCGGUGUAAGGAUUGGAGACGGUAAUUGAUGGAGACACAGACUGCAUUGAUUGAACUAUCUGCACAUAC